Molecule: messenger RNA, 1358 nt
Organism: Paramecium pentaurelia
Lineage: Eukaryota; Ciliophora; Oligohymenophorea; Peniculida; Parameciidae
Source: the annotation of a GenBank genome assembly
AUGAAAUAAUUAUAGUAAUUAUAAUCAGAAGAGGGUAGGGCAUGCAAAAGAUUUUUAGUAGCUAAAAGUGUUUCUUAAGAACAUAGAAUUAAAAGCAAUGAUAGUCGACCUUAUAACAUCUUUACACCAACUUACGAUGAGUAUCUGUUAUAAAAUGGACCUUAAUUUACAGAAAAUGGGGACGUGGUUUAACAUUCUAUUGUAGGUAAGAGUGAAUGGUUUAAUAAACAAAAACUUGGGAAAAGACUAUAAUUUGAUGAUUUGGCCUCUAAAUAAUUACCAUUUCAUAAAGGGUUGAUCAGAUAAGACACAGCAGAUAAAGGAUCAGCACCAAAAAGUGAAUAAAAAAGUACAAAAUUUGGGAGUAGUGGUAAGUAAAAGAAAAAUCAUAAUAACAAUUUAACAACUAAAAAUCAACUAAUUGAAGAAUUGAAUAAAAUUAUGUAGAGAAUAAAAACAAAUACAGAUAUAGAAAAAGGUAAAGUAGAAUAGGUAUAAAAUAUAAUUAAUUAAGUUGGAACCAUAAUUGAAAAGAGUAUUAACAAAAGAAACUAGAGUUUUAAGUAAACAUGAAGAGACUGAAAAAUAUUGGAACUAUUUUACUGAUAGACAGGCUUGUUUAUUAAAUAGAGAUAGGAUUAGUUCUUAAUUAUUGUAAGCAGAAAAAUACAAAUUAAAAAAUGAUACUGCUUAAGUAUUUAAUGUGUUGAAUACAGAAUAUGAAAGAAUUGGAAUAAAUCAUUGGUAAAAAACGUUGAGGAGAUUUGAAAAUUCAAAAUAUAAGAAAAUAAAAGUAAAAGGAAAAGAAAUGAUAAUUGAAAAGGAAUAAAAAGAGGAUUUUAUAGUAGUAUAAUAAUAUUAUUAAUUAGGGUUCUGAUUUACCUAGAGCUUUUAGUGAAUAAUCAUUAGUGGGUAGUCGCUUAGAAUAUAUAUAAAAACCAGAAGCUAAAGUUAUUAAUGAACCAUUAGCUUUUAAAAGUUUCAAAAGCAAUAAAUAUUUGCUUUAAAGAUUAGAUGAAACUCAAGAUUAUUUUUAAAAUUCAUAUAUGAUAUCUCCAGAUAAAAGAAAUGAUUUUGAUAAACUAAUUAUUUUAGGCAAGAGUUAAUUUGAGAUAGAAAAGGAAAUGUUAUUAAAUGAUGGUGGAGAUAGUACAGGAGUGUAUCGUAAAGACAUAGAUAAACCUCCAGAUGAAUUUACAAAAGAAUAAAUUUAUGAACAACAAUAUGCAAAUAAAGUUAAGUUAAUUCUACCAUAAUUAGGAAAGUGGAAAUCUAAAAAGUUAGGCCCAUUAACUAAUUAGAGUGAGAAAUCUGAAUUGAGUGAUGAGUGGGUUGCUGAUGAUAUCCUUAAAAUCUGA